GUUUUGUUUUUUUUUUCAAUGGAGGGGGCAAGUGGAUGUGUUCCAAGAAAGUUAUCAGCCAAAUUCAAAGAGGAUUUUGCUUAUCCAACGGUAAAAGAUCGUUUACCUAUUAUAUUAACGAAGCUCAUAGACAGCAUCGCUAGGAAGAGAGACUGUGAAAAAAAUGAUAGGCAAACUGAUCUAAAGGCGAUCAUAGGAAAAUUAUCUAAAUUUCGUAGUUUUCUUAUGACAAACAAGCCCAUUGAAAAAUUAAAUGAUGAAUUGCCGGAUGUUAAAGUAUGGAAUGAUUAUCUAUUAAAUCAGACAGUUGGAAAUGAAAGUCCAUCACAUUUUACGUCUUCGUGGUUGUACGUUGAAUGUUAUUUUUAUAGAAAAUUGGCUGAAAGUUUUAAUAUGAGCACUCACUUCAAAGAUUUCGAUUACUUUUUUGAAAGUAAACAAAACGCUUGGUUUACAUCGAUAAACGCUGCCGAAAGUUUGGCAAAACACCUUCUAUUUGUCACCUCACUUGAUUAUAAGGAUGAAAAGUAUAUGUAUGAACAUUUUGAACAGUUUUUUGAGGUGGCAUUGUGGGGAAAUAAAUGUGAUUUGUCAAUAUCAGCUGGUGCUGAAAACACCCAAACGGUUGAUCCAAUUGAACAAUUAUCUAUUCUUCGACCUAAUUUACUACAUAAUUGUAAACAUGAUGUCUGGGAUUAUAUCUGGAACUAUAUAAGGAAUAAAGAAGAAAAGAAGAGAAUAGAUUUUGUAUUGGAUAAUGCAGGAUUUGAAUUAUUUAGUGAUCUUUGCCUUGCUGAAUACUUAAUGUUGUGUACUGAUGUAGAUAUCAUAUAUUUUCAUGUAAAAUCCUAUCCUUGGUUUGUAUCGGAUGUAACGUCUAAAGAUGUUGAAUGGACUGUUACUCAAAUGGUUACGUCUGAAUCAGAUCAAUUAAAGGAGUUGGGAAGUAAAUGGAAAGAUCGCUUUCAAAGUGGACAAUGGAAAAUCACUAUCGAAGCAUAUUGGACUCUACCAUAUUCUUUUUGGGAAAUGGAAGAAGUUGAUAUGCAACUAUACGCAAACUUGACUUCAUCCGAUUUAUUAAUUUUUAAAGGAGAUUUAAAUUAUAGGAAAUUAUGCAGAGAUAGUAAAUGGAGCAUAUUAACUGAUUUUGAUGUAGCUAUUGGUUGCUUCCAACCCGCUCCAAUAUGUGCAUUGAGAACUGUCAAGUGUGACCUUCUGUUAGGUUUAACUACAGAGGAAGCGGAAAAAUGCGAUAUGCAAAAUAGAGAAAAGUGGAUGUUUGACGGAAGCAGAGCUGUUGCCCACUUUUCCACUAAAAUAUGCCUACCAUUUAAACCAGUCUAAAAGACAAUUCCAUUAUUUUUUCCUUAUAAACUUUAUUAAAUGAACCAAUUUAAAAUUAUCUUAAGCGUUCAACAAAUUCUUAAUCAAAAUAUAGCUUUGUUAAGAUUAUUUGAA
Messenger RNA from Dimorphilus gyrociliatus, 1461 nucleotides. Lineage: Eukaryota; Metazoa; Annelida; Polychaeta; Dinophilidae. The record is from the annotation of a GenBank genome assembly.